AUACCAUAAUUAUAUAUAUAUAAUUAUAUCAGAUUAUAUUAAUGACAUAGAAAAGAAUAAAGUAAUAUUAAUAUUUAAUAGUUAGCUUCAACAAAUAUUAAAAUGUCGUGUACCCAUUGUAGCACUAAGUUUAAUUUUUUUCAUAAAGAGUUGGGCUGUUCAAAUUGUGGGAUUUCAUUAUGCAGUAAUUGUUUGAAGCAAAAAUGUAUUAUACCAUCAAAAGGCAGUGGCUUAUUUAAAGUUUGUAAUCCAUGUUACAAAAAACUAACUACUGAGGCUAACACCAGCAAUGUUAUUUAUCCUCCAGAUAAGUACUUAAAACGUUUAGAAAACUUAGAGAAUCCAGCAGCCCCUCCCAUAACAGUAUAUAAGGAUGAUCCUCGAUUGAGCAAACUAAAGGAUGGUUUGUCAUCUGCUGAUCAAGACAUUGCUGAUAGAUUAGCAAAACUCAAAGAAAAGCAGACAGUUCCUCCAUCUGAUACUGAAAUAAGAGAAAGACUUGCAAAAUUAAAAGGGAGUAAUAUUGACUUUUCAAAAGAAACAAAAUUGAAUUAUGCUCCUGAUAUGAGAUCUGACCAAGAAAAAGUAGACUCAUUACUUGAAGAAUUUGGAUCAGAAAUCAACAUUAACAAGUUUUACGAUCCAUCUAAUGAUUUAAUCCAAAGAUUGGUAGCUCUAAAAGGAGAAAAAACAAAAGAACCUGAACCCAAAAUUACUUAUGAUGCUGAUAUAGACUCAGAAGAAGAAAUUGAUAAAAUUACAAGAAAGAUUGUUGGUGAAGUAUCUUUGGAUGAGAGAUGUCCUAUAGAUACAUUUAAAAAAUCAACAGAUGAUGAUUUAAGAUCUUCCCCAGAAUUACCUUGGUGUGUUAUUUGUAAUAAUGAUGCUGUAUACAGGUGUUUAGACUGCAGUAAUGAUCUUUACUGUAGCUCCUGUAAUACAGAAAUUCAUAAGUCUUGGGGAGAAACUGACCAUAAAAUUGUACCUUAUAAACAGGGAAGUGAUCCUAUUGUUCCAUAAUUUAAAAGAAAAA
Sitophilus oryzae (rice weevil) is the source of this 1033-nucleotide messenger RNA. Its product is annotated as abscission/NoCut checkpoint regulator. Gene Ontology annotation, biological process: mitotic cytokinesis checkpoint signaling; abscission. Bases 103 to 1020 code for a protein of 305 amino acids. Gene Ontology annotation, molecular function: phosphatidylinositol-3-phosphate binding; zinc ion binding. The transcript is spliced from 5 exons. Gene Ontology annotation, cellular component: midbody; cleavage furrow; centrosome. Lineage: Eukaryota; Metazoa; Arthropoda; Insecta; Coleoptera; Curculionidae. The record is from RefSeq and is a predicted model, not a curated record.